CCUCUCGCGCCUCGUAGGGGCUGGGCGUGACGUCACUCGCGCGUUGCGUACAGUAGUGCGCGUGUUGCGUACAGUGCUUCCACGUGCAGCUCACCAUGGUGAAGCCGCAGUUCAAGGGGAGGAACACCAUCAACCCGUCCAAUGCAAGCUCCAACCCAGACCGGCCCAAGGGGGCCGGUGACCACAACAUGCGGGAUCGGGCCACCGUCCGCCGCCUCAACAUGUACAGGCAGAAGGAAAGGAGGAACAAUUUGGGAAAGGUGAUAAAGCGGUUGCCUUACCAGUCGGAGGUGGCUUCUGGAACUGUUGCCAGAGUGGAACCAAACAGAAAAUGGUUUGGAAAUACCCGCGUCAUCAAGCAGGCUGCCUUGCAGAAGUUUCAGGAAGAAAUGGGAAAAGUUAUAAAGGACCCGUACAAAGUUAUCUUGAAAACCAGUAAACUUCCAAUCUCUCUUCUGAAUGAGACCAGCAAGCCCCAUAACGCCCGGGUGCACAUCCUCGACACGGAGAGUUUCGAGACAACAUUCGGGAAGAAAGCGCAGCGCAAGCGGCCGAGCCUGCCAGCGGCCGACCUACAGGCCCUGCUGGAGAGCGCCCAGACCUCGGCCGACACCUACGACCUCGAGAAAGACCGCGACCUCGUGGUGGAGGAUUCUGGCAUACGGGAUGAGGCAAGAGAAGAGAUCUUCAAAAAAGGACAGUCCAAGAGAAUCUGGGGGGAGUUGUACAAGGUGAUCGACUCAUCAGAUGUCGUUAUCCAAGUUCUUGAUGCUCGUGACCCAAUGGGCACCCGCUCGAAGCACAUCGAGAAGUACCUGCGUAAAGAGAAGCCUUGGAAACAUCUGAUCUUUGUGUUCAAUAAGUGUGACCUUGUCCCAACGUGGGUGACGCAACGCUGGGUCGCCAUUCUGUCCAGUGAGUAUCCAACGCUAGCCUUCCAUGCCAGCAUUACCAAGUCCUUUGGCAAGGGAGCCCUGAUCCAACUCCUUAGACAGUUUGGAAAGCUACACAUAGACAAGAAACACAUUAGUGUUGGCUUCAUCGGCUACCCCAAUGUGGGCAAGAGCUCCAUCAUCAACACGUUGAGGUCAAAGAAAGUGUGCAAGGUGGCUCCGAUUGCAGGAGAAACCAAGGUCUGGCAGUACAUAACACUGAUGAAGCGCAUUUUCCUCAUCGAUUGCCCUGGUGUUGUCUACCCUUCUGGCGACACGGAGACAGAGAUUGUUCUCAAAGGAGUGGUCCAAAUAGAGAAAAUUAAAACGCCUGAAGAUCACAUACCAGAGGUUCUGAACCGUGUUAAGCCAGACUACAUCCAGAAGACAUACAAAAUCGAGUCUUGGUCAAGCCCAGAAGACUUUCUGGAGAAGAUGGCUUUCCGCAUGGGCAAGCUACUGAAGGGUGGGGAGCCAGACUGCCAGACCGUGGCCAAGAUGGUGCUCAAUGAUUUCCAGAGGGGUAGGAUCCCAUUCUUUGUGAAGCCGCCAGCAGCCCCAGGGGGUGUGAAGGGAGUCAACACGGAAGCCCAAAAUGAAGCAGAGGUUGGAGCAGACACAAAAACGCAGGAUACAGAAGUUGCGAGCAAUCCCGUUGUUAGCCAGGAAGUGUCAGGGCAAGGAGAUGCUGUCGCGGUUGAGGAGGAGGAGGAGGAACAGGAAGAGGGGGUCAACGCCUCAGCCAGCGUGGUCCACCCCAGCGUCCACCAGGACUUCAGCGUCAUCAGUGUGGGACUGGAGUUUUCUGGAGACGAUCUACUCCCUCUUGAACCCAUCGAGCUGCCAUCCGAGGAUGAGAAUGAAGAUGACAAAGAUGACAGCCUUUCAGACAAUGAGCAGAACUCUGACCGGCAUGAAGGUGCCGGGCCUCCUAAUGUGGGACUUCCGGAGGACGUGGAGGGUGCAACUGAAGACAGUGCCUCCUGUGCCAGAGAGAAGCCGGAAGCCAAGUCCACUAAAAGUGUAAUCAGAGACCUUGAUGCCAAGAUUGACAAAUAUAAAAAGUUCCUGGCUCAAGCCCAGGCCAAGAGGUUUUCUGCCAUCAGGAUACCAAAGGCUCUCAGUGCCAAGAUGGUCAUGCACACGGAGGAUCCAAAGCAAAAGUUGAAGCGACCUUCAAACGAAGGCAACGAGGAGGAUGAGAGAAGCGCCAAGAAGAAGCGGAGAGGGAAGCCUGGUGGAGAUGAUGAUGCAGAGAAGUGGUGGAGUGAUGAGGGGCAGGACAAGAUGACCUCCAAACAGAGACGGAAACUGGAUCGAUCCCAGAAGUCCAAGAAAGUGGGAGUGCGAUAUUACGAAACGCACAAUGUGAAGAAUAAGAAUAGAAACAAAAAGACCACAGAGGCAUCGCAAAGCAAAAACCCAAAAGGAAAAUCCAAGGGGAAAAAAUAAUAUUUAACUUUCUGCUACAAUACAAAAUGUAAUGCCACUCAGGCUUUUUGUAAUACAGUAAAGUUGCUGUGUUAAUUCAUGCAGUGUUAAUUUCUUUAUCAAAGUUCAGCAGUCAAUUUUACCAGAUAGCAAAAACUACAGAUUGCUGUAUGUCUCAUGGUCAUUGAUGUCGGAAUACUUCUGAAGGCCACGCAACAUUUGAUAUUUAUUGCAUUCAUUAGGCCAGAGCACAUCUUGUUGAGCUGGUGAAACACAAUGCAAGACAUUUUGUUAAGGGAUAAAUCAGAGGUCGUAGCUUUACCGUGACUCACUGCAAGUACCGCAGCUUCCGCCAAAGCCCAAUGACGAUAGCUGUAACAGAGAGGGUCGUGUCAUUUAUAAUCGCGUGGUCCUGCAGUCAGGGCAUUGCAACACCACCUGGCGCAGUGCAUCUCCUAUGCCUUACACUGAUUCUUAUGUUACUUAAAAAUCACAAUAAAUGCUCAUAAGAAUUA
Lethenteron reissneri (Far Eastern brook lamprey) is the source of this 2878-nucleotide messenger RNA. It is a transcript of the gene GNL2, whose product is annotated as G protein nucleolar 2. The record is from RefSeq and is a predicted model, not a curated record. Gene Ontology annotation, molecular function: GTP binding. Gene Ontology annotation, cellular component: nucleolus. NCBI's taxonomy places the organism in Eukaryota, Metazoa, Chordata, Hyperoartia, Petromyzontiformes, Petromyzontidae.